Rotaria sp. Silwood1 is the source of this 2655-nucleotide messenger RNA. Lineage: Eukaryota; Metazoa; Rotifera; Eurotatoria; Philodinida; Philodinidae. The record is from the annotation of a GenBank genome assembly.
AUGGCGACUAUACAUUCCGUGCAAUCUAGCACAUCUCAAAGUUCUAAUCAAUUGAGACUGGAUAAUGAAGAAAAAGAAACAGAUGCAGGCGAUAGUGAGCGAAAAUAUACGAACCAAAAAGACCUUGAUCAACACCAAUUAAAUUAUUACGAUAGUCGAUCUAUUAAAUGUUCGUUUUGUCAAGAACUUCAACCAUCAUCAUCUGCUCUAAGUGCUCAUUUAAUGUUAUGUGGAAAUAAAACUGAUAAAUGUCCAAAUUGCCGUAAAUUUAUACGAAGAGCUAUUUUCGCCUAUCAUUAUGAAAAUAACUGUGCUAACUUGGAAGAAACAGACACUCCUAUUCCUCGAUUUAGAGAUUCAUCAGCACAUCGUCAUUCUUCAAAAUCCAACAGACCAGCAUCACGACAGAAUGACACCAAUGAUCACGAUCAAGAAGAUGGCAGUGGUUAUAUUUCUCCGAAUAGUCGAACAAAACCAUUAAAUGAAAUUUCAUCAUCGGCUUUAAACAAGAUUCGUCCAUCAGCAAAUAGACAUCGCAAUUCACAAGAUAUUGUUUAUAUUCCCUGUGAAAUUUGCAAUGAACAGAUUGAUUUACGUUAUUGGUCGCCUCAUACUCAAGACUGCCGAGAACAAGAAAUUUGUCGAAUAGAAGCUCUUGCUGAAACAAUAAAUCGAAAAUCUGUAACUGAAAAACUUCCUUGUGAAUAUUGUGAAGAAUUAUUGGCGGUAGAACAACUUCGAACUCAUGAAAUAAUUUGUCGAAAGAAUCCUGAUAAUAUAAUUCGAGCAACUAAACUUAUUAAGCCUCAACCAUUAUCAACAGUUGCUCUUACAAACAAGUCGUUAAAAACUGACAAAGAUCCAACAUUGUUAUUAACUUAUUCUUCUCUUCAACCGACGUUAACACCAGCUUACAAUUAUUCAUCAUUAUCCACAGAUAUUUAUAAUCGAAUUAAUGAUCGGGAACGUACUACAAGAUUAGAAAAUGGGCAUGCUUCAUCUCAUGUAAACAUCAACGUUCUGAGAACUAAUGAAACUCUGAAACUACGUCAUACUGAUAUCUCACCUCAAACUUUUAACGAGCAAUCAACAUUCAAGCAACGUAGAGCAACUAAUGGUUUGGAUUUACAUUUAAUAAAUUCUUCUCGCGAUGUUUCUGCCUACGAUACGUUGCCUGGAUUACAAAUGAGUCAUCGUUCGAGUAGUGCUCUAUCAUUAUCAAAUAGAAUACCUAGCGCUACGUCAUUUGAGAGAAAGUCAGAAUAUCGUAGACCUAUGCCUCGAUUAGGAGGAUUAGCGAGUAUUGACUCUUCACAUGGGCGGUCAGCUUCAACAAACUUCUUGGAUGCACGAGGCAGCACUCGUUCAUACGGUGUAAAAGUUGCUCAUCAUUCUCAAGAUAAUAAUGAUAUCGCUUUUCAUAGUCCUCGGAUUGAAGACCGACAUACCAUGGCCAAUGAACAACUAACAAAUCGUAAUAGACAAGAAAUGUCUACAAACAAUGAAUCAAAUAGCAUUCAAAAUUCUGAUAAAAGUAAAAAUGCAAAAUCAUCCAAAGGAAUUAGUAUUCCUAUUCAAAUAGUUUCAUCAAUUACAUUAGGCAUUAUAUUUGGUUUUUUAAUGAAUAAAGCAAAUAUAUAUCUUGCUCCAAUGAUUCGGGAACAAAUGCUAUUUACACGCUUAGCAAUGAUUAAAAUGUUUCUUGCUGCUGUUGGAACGUCAAUGUUAACUGUAGUCGUUGUUAUUCUUAUUAAUGAAUCAACCUAUAGAAAUGUUUUUAGUGGAUUUAUUAAACGUAACGAGCGUAUUAAUGCUUUUCAACUUGUUUUGGGUGGAAGUCUUAUUGGAGUCGGUAUGGUUCUUGCUGGCAGUUGUCCAGGAACAAUAUUUGUUCAAAUUGGUUCUGGUCUAAGAAAUUCUCUUAUCACAAGUCUUGGUGCUAUCUGUGGAGUUUUGUUUUAUUAUCUAUUUCUUAAUAAACAUUUGACAAAACAUGAACUGCCAAAAUCAUCAAUAGUUCUACAGCAACUUCCAGAUUUAAUUGGUAUAAAACGUAUUUAUUUGAAUUUAAUAUUUGGUGUAAUAUGUAUUAGUAUUGCAUUUAUUCUUGAAUAUUUUGUUCCCUAUAAAUAUGAUUUAAUGAAAUUAAGUGGGCUUCGUAGUGUACAAGGUUGGUCACCAGUGUUAUGUGGUAUUGGUAUUGGAUUAUUGCAAUUAUUUUUUAUGAUUUUAUUUCAAAAAUCAUUAGGUAUAUCAACAGGAUUUUCAGUAUUAGUUGCACAAAUAUGUCGUGUACAAUUUUUUAAACAAUUAAUACCAUCGUUAGAAUCAUUCACUUAUGGAAUACAAAAUAGUUUGACAUUAUUAUUUGCAUUUGGAGCUAUCGUAGGAAGUUUUAUUUCGACAGUUUUAACACAUCAAUUUCCUUUAAAUGAAAAAUAUGGUGCAAAUGCUUGGAAUAGCUUUUUUGGAGGAUUUUUGCUAUUAGUUGGUGCGCGUUGUGCUGGUGGUUGUACAAGUGGACAAGGAAUAUCUGGUGUUUCUCAUCUUUUGAUUGGUUCUCUCAUUGCAACUGCAGCAAUGUUUGGUGGUGGAAUACUUUUUGCUAUAAGCUAUGGAUUAAUAACAAACGACUGGCAAUUUCAUGCUUUGUAA